Penicillium salamii is the source of this 1560-nucleotide messenger RNA. Lineage: Eukaryota; Fungi; Ascomycota; Eurotiomycetes; Eurotiales; Aspergillaceae. The record is from the annotation of a GenBank genome assembly.
AUGGAGCGGUCGACUUUAUCACCAGGAGACAAACAGUCCCAAAUCCCGAAUUCAAAUACCAGCACUCCAUCGGGUGACCCGACCAGCACCAGCGAUGUCCCGCACGUCACUCCAUCCAGCCAGGGUAAACCGCCUGAACUCUCCUCGCGCACAGCAGAAAUAUUAUUCAUCACAAUAUGCUCGGCGGGCCAACUCUUCUUCGCGGUGUUCCUCGCGAACACCCUUGUGAAUCAAUCCACCCUCAUAGCAGCCUUAGGAAGCAGCUCCUCGCUCUCCCCAUGGUUAAUCGGCUCAUUCCUACUCGCAAACGGCAUCUCGGUUGUCAUCUCGGGUUCUCUAGCGGACCUUACAGACCCCCGAUCCCUAACAGUGGGUGCCUUCAUCUGGCUCACGAUAUGGAACCUGAUCGGCGUCUUCUCGAUAAAUCCACAUAUGAUGGUCUUGUAUUUCGUCGUACGGGCCAUGCAGGGUCUCGCUGUGGGUGUGUUGGAGUCCACGGCCAUGAGCAUGCUAGGUCGCAUUUACAAUCCCGGUCAACGGAAGAAUAAUGUAUUCGCGGCCAUGUCUGCUAUGAUUCCAAUGGGAUUCGGAAUUGGCGCGCUGCAGGGUGGGGCAUUGAGUGCGCACUUGGAAUGGGUCUUUGGUUCCAGUGCUAUCCUGUGUUUCGUUUGUGUCCCCGCUGCUAUCUGGGCUGUUCCAUCCCUGGAGCCGUCGGGGAGUUCUGGGGAGCGCUUGUCGAUUAGGGAUUUUGAUUUUCUGGGCGCUGCGAUCAGUGUGUCUGCUUGUGGUGUAUUGAUCUUUGGUCUUACUCAAGGUUCGCCGACACACUGGACGCCGUAUACUUAUGCAUUGGUUAUCGUGGGCAUUCUGCUGUUUGUCGCUUUCUACUUUGUAGAAAGAUGGGUGUCGCGGCCGUUGAUUGAUAAUCGGCUGUGGAAAACACCUGGUUUUUUGCCUUUGAUCGUUUCAUAUUUCCUUGGAUAUGGGGCGUAUGUCGGUGGUUGGAUGUUCUAUGCUGUUCGAUUCUUCCUAACGAUUCAAGGCCACAGUCCGAUCAUCGUGGCAUGUUACUUGAUACCGAUCUCGAUUGCCGGGGCAGUGGCUACAUGCCUUGUCGCUCGAAGCUUGCACGUUCUCCCCGGCCACUAUAUCUUGAUUACUAGCAUGAUUGCAUUUGGUCUUGGACCGGUAUUCUUUCUACCCCAGACUGCACACACGACAUAUUGGGCUCUCGCCUUCCCGGGCAUCAUUCUGUCGACUUUUGGACCGGACAUGUCGUUUGCUGCAGCAUCGAUCUUCAUCACAUCCAAUGUGCCCAAGUCAUUUCAGGGAUCGGCAGGAAGCCUGCUGAUCACAAUGCAGAACCUCUCGUCUGCGGUAUUCACUGCCAUUGGCGAUAGCAUAGGCGAGAAGGUGACGAGCUUGGAUGGGUACUCACUCGAUCUGCAAUCUCUGCGGGCUAUUUGGUGGUUCAGCUUCGGAUCUUCCAUGCUUGGUGUGCUAAUCUGUGUUGCUUUCGUGCGAAUUCCCAAAAGUGAAGAAAAGGAGCAUGUUCAGUAA